GACACAGAAUCUCCUCACGGUCACUCACCUGAACUCACAUCUCCUGCCAACAUGUCCUACAGCUGCUGCUCUGGAACCUUCUCCUCCCGCUCCCUUAGAGGCUACCUGCGCUACCCAGGAUCCUCCUGUGGCUCUUACCCCAGCAACCUGGUCUACCGCACUGACCUCUGCUCUCCUAGCACCUGCCAGCUGGGCUCCUCCCCCUCCAGUGGCUGUCAGGAGACCUGCUAUGAGCCCACCAGCUGCCAGACAUCCUGCAUGGUGUCCAGACCUUGCCAGACAUUCUGCUACCGCCCGAGGACCUCCUCGCUCUGUAGUCCCUGCUGGACUGCUUACCCCGGGUCUGUGGGCAUUGGGUCCAGCAGCUACCAUUCCCUGGGCUAUGGAUCCAGAAGCUGCUACUCACUGGGUUGUGGAUCCCAGGGCUUUAGACCCCUGGGUUUUAGAAUCUGUGGCUUUCCUUCUCUGGGCUAUGGAUCCAGAUUCUGCCACCCAACCUACUUCACCUCUAGGAGCUAUCAGUCAUUGUGUUACAGACCACUCUGUGGAUCUGGCUUUUAUAGAGCAACUUUUUGA
Molecule: messenger RNA, 576 nt
Organism: Neogale vison (American mink)
Lineage: Eukaryota; Metazoa; Chordata; Mammalia; Carnivora; Mustelidae
Product: keratin-associated protein 13-1-like
Exons: 1
Coding region: 52-576 (174 amino acids)
Source: RefSeq, a predicted model, not a curated record